AUGCGUUCAUCUGCAACCAGCAUCCAAUAUGAGGGAGUGGAUACCGAUCAAAACGUCCUCCAAAAGCAUGUUAUGUUCUUUGAUCGGAACAACGAUGGAAUUGUUUACCCUUGGGAAACCUUUCAAGGUUUUCGUGCAAUUGGUUGUGGCAUUCUCUUGUCCACCACCGCUGCCAUUUUCAUCAAUCUUGGUCUCAGUCGCAAAACUAGACCUGGAAAAUUCCCUUCUCUUCUCUUUCCAAUAGAAGUUAAGAACAUCCACAAAGCCAAGCAUGGAAGUGACUCUGGUGUCUAUGACACAGAAGGAAGGUUUGUUCCUUCAAAGUUUGAGGAGAUUUUCAGUAACCAUGCCCACACCAAUUCAAAUUUCUUAACCUCAGACGAACUGAUGGCAAUGCUCAAGGCGAAUAGGGUUCCUAAGGACUUUGCUGGAUGGCUUGCAAGCUAUACAGAAUGGAAGAUCUUAUAUAUUCUUUGCAAGGACAAGAAUGGUUUACUGCACAAAGAUACGAUUCGAGGCGUUUAUGAUGGAAGCCUGUUCGAAAAGAUGGCAAAGGAGAAAGCUUCAUCCGGGAAGCAUGCUGUCACUCCUCCAUUGUAA
This is a messenger RNA of Ilex paraguariensis (yerba mate), 600 nucleotides long. NCBI's taxonomy places the organism in Eukaryota, Viridiplantae, Streptophyta, Magnoliopsida, Aquifoliales, Aquifoliaceae. The record is from the annotation of a GenBank genome assembly.